Molecule: messenger RNA, 1581 nt
Organism: Mizuhopecten yessoensis (Yesso scallop)
Lineage: Eukaryota; Metazoa; Mollusca; Bivalvia; Pectinida; Pectinidae
Product: hyaluronidase-like
Exons: 5
Coding region: 1-1290 (429 amino acids)
Biological process (GO): carbohydrate metabolic process; hyaluronan catabolic process
Molecular function (GO): hyalurononglucosaminidase activity
Source: RefSeq, a predicted model, not a curated record
AUGGAUAUGUAUAGUAUUGUCAAGUUUAUCAUUGCUCUUUUCGCCCAGGUUAGGCUGUAUUUAGGAGGGGAACCACAACCCCGUACAAAUGUGUCGGUGUUGCCUUUCGCUGUCGUGUGGAAUGUGCCUUCUGCUGUCUGCCAGGACGAGUUCAAAGUGUUCCUGAAUUUGUCCAAAUAUGGCAUCAUACAAAACGACAACCAGUCGUUCUUUGGUGAGAACAUUGUUCUGUUUUACGAACCAUUUCCGGGACUUUAUCCCAAAUACUUAAGUAACGGAUCAGCCAUUAAUGGAGGUCUACCUCAGAAGUCCAAUCUUGAAAAGCAUCUUCGGAAAGUGGAGUAUGAUGUGGACAGAACUAUCCCUGCCGCCGAGUUCUCCGGCCUGGCUGUGGUAGACUGGGAAAGUUGGAGACCAAUCUUUGACAGGAACCUGUACGACAAAGAUCAAGUGGUGUAUAUCAACAAGUCGGAGGAGCUCGUCAAACAACACCAUCCCACAUGGAACGAUCCUCAGAUCAAAAGACAGGCCCGGUUAGAAUUUGAAACAUCUGCAAGGUUGCUGAUGAAUCAGACCUUAUGGAAAGCAAGACAGAUAAGGAAAAAUGGAAAAUGGGGAUUUUAUGGAUUUCCACGGUGUUACAAUUACCGUCAAGGACAAGCUCACUGUGCCAACGACACAAUACAGUAUAAUGAUGAACUGUCCUGGCUAUUUAAUGCCAGUUCGGCACUCCUUCCCUCCAUCUACCUGGACAAAGAUCUGUUCCCGAGUGUUGAGGACAGGGCCCUCAGGGUACAGGGGAUCCUUAGGGAGUCACUGAGGGUGAGAGACAGUCUGAGGGAGUCACUGCAGUGUAAACAGUGCCAACAUAAUGAGACCAAGCCGAUUUACGCCUACACCAGAUACUGGUACAGACAGAAACAGUUUUACAUCACACCUGACCUUGAGAACACUAUAGGUCAAUCCUUUGAUGCUGGUUUAGAUGGUGUAGUGGUGUGGGAUAGCUCGGCUAACUUUAGAAAUGUGACAGAUUGUCUAUCACUGGGAGACUACCUGGAUCAUACACUUGGGCCAUAUGUAAACUCCAUUAACAGCUUUGCUAACGAGUGUCAUGCACAGUGGUGUAGUGGUCACGGCCGUUGUCUGCGGAAAGCCUGGCCUCCAACAGAAAGCAAGGAGGCUACAGACUGUCAGAAACAUACCGACCAGCAGAAUAGACGAGAAUUCUCAAUGUACCGAUGUGUCUGCUCUCAACCAUGGACAGGAGAGCACUGUGAACUUCAGAUGUAAACAGAUGUUUGUUCUCAUUCAAUUAAAGACAAUUCUACAAGCCAAUAAACCAAAUGGAAUUUUGUCAUAAUUGUGUCAGUACACGGAAACCAAUUCUCAACAGCUUCAUAAUUGACAUGACAAAAUAGAGAGAAGAAAAGAUUUUAUACUUAAACACAAAUGUGCAACUGAGUCUGGAACAUUUAUACUAAUUUUGUAAACUAGAAUUGCAAUUAAACAAUUCAUCUACUUCAGACAUGAUGAAGUAAUCCAUAAAAUAAGAAUGGAAUUCAUGUCUCUGUUUUACGCUUU